AUGCAAAGCACCACCAACGCUAACAACAAUGAGCCUGUCGAGAGAGACAACUUUCCUGCUUCAACUGAAGAGGCCUCUGCAGCCCUGCCCGUUGCAAACGGUGCUCCGCAGGAUUCAGCUGCAGUGACGCACCAGGCAUCAUCACAUGGAUACAACCACUACCCAGUGUUAGCACCCCACGCACAGAACAACGGCACAGAAUCGCGUAUUCAUCCCGAGCUGCGGUCCCCCUCGGGCUACCUUCAAGCUGCAAAUAUGAUGACUUCUGUUGUUCCCGCACCACCCACUGGUGCGCCAUCGGGCACCGUACCAAAUGCACAGCAUCAGCCGCAUGCUACCGCAGGUGCACAACUACUACCAGGUCCUCCUCCGGAUAUGGGGGAUCACAUGGGUGACGCCAGGAAGUCCAAUAAACGCGAAUUGUCACAAUCCAAGCGCGCUGCCCAGAAUCGGGCUGCACAGAGAGCUUUCCGUCAGCGCAAAGAAGGUUAUAUCAAAAAGCUGGAGCAACAGGUGCAAGAGCACGAGGGCUUUGAAGCAACGCUCAGGUCACUGCAAGAACAAAACUACCUUUUAAGGGGCUAUGUUGUACAGCUGCAAACGCAUCUUAUGACGACACAAGGCGAUUGUCCUCCGCCUCCACCAGGGCUCACCUUGGAACAACAUUCACAAGAAGGCCCAGCAGCGGCCCACAAUACGGCUCCACCACCUCCGAGCUUGCCCGCAACCGCUCCGCCCGCGCCCAUGAUGUCUCCCAACCCCCAAGAGGCAGCCCCGCCCAGCGAACCGCUUCCGGGCGCCGGCACAGCUCUGGAACAAGUUGCACAGGCUGUUGCCAACCUGGGACGAACCGAAGAGAAUCCCCCAGAGUCGACUCCUGCAUACAUCAAACCUCCGCCCGCCGAUGAUGACGCGCGAACGGCCGAGGAACUUUCGCGCCAAUUACACGGAGAGACGGUGCCUACAGCCAGCAUGUAA
This is a messenger RNA of Pyricularia pennisetigena, 978 nucleotides long. RefSeq lists its product as uncharacterized. Gene Ontology annotation, molecular function: DNA-binding transcription activator activity, RNA polymerase II-specific; transcription cis-regulatory region binding. Bases 1 to 978 code for a protein of 325 amino acids. Gene Ontology annotation, cellular component: RNA polymerase II transcription regulator complex. The transcript has 3 exons. The record is from RefSeq and is a predicted model, not a curated record. Lineage: Eukaryota; Fungi; Ascomycota; Sordariomycetes; Magnaporthales; Pyriculariaceae.